Messenger RNA from Ciona intestinalis (vase tunicate), 1629 nucleotides. The record is from RefSeq and is a predicted model, not a curated record. Lineage: Eukaryota; Metazoa; Chordata; Ascidiacea; Phlebobranchia; Cionidae.
AUUACCUCUGGGUUAAGGGCUUGCGCACUAACCACUUUGCCACGGCGUUGGACAAGGAUAAUUAUUCCCUAGACACCUGUAUACAGUUAGUCAGUUAAAUUUAUUUUUCCUGCAGAUUUGCUUUUUAUAUUUCUAUAACUUGUAACACAAGAUGCCGAUAUUAUAUAGUUGUAUUUCGCGGGGUAAUGUUAUUCUUGUGGACAAAACUAUUGGGCCAGGAGACCACCAGUUUCAUGCACAAGGUUUCCUCACUGACCUGCCUACAGUUGGUGUAAGGAAAACCACUCUGCCACAUGAUGAUGUCUUGUAUCACACAAUGACGGACAACGGGUUGGUCUAUCUAUGUGCUGCUGAUAAAGAAUUUGGGAGAAGGAUUCCAUAUUUAUUCCUGGAAGAAUUAAAGAAACAGUUUUGUUCAUCUGGAAGUCUCUUGCAGCGAACCACUGGCGCUUCUGCGUUCGAGUUUAAUCGAGAUUUCAGAAACAUUUUAUCUGGAAUAAUGGAUGAUUUCAACAAAGGGAAAGGUGAUCAGUUGUCAACCAUGCAGAAUCAGGUAGGUGAGGUUACGGGCAUCAUGAGACAAAACAUCGAGAAAGUUAUCGAACGUGGCGACAAACUUGAUGACCUCGUUGAUAAGACGGAAGAUCUGCAAGCGGGGGCAGCAACAUUCAAGGUGACAGCAAAACGGAUCCAACGAAAAUAUUUUUGGCAAAACAAGAAGAUGUUGAUAAUAAUAAUAGUGAUUGUUUUAAUCAUAAUUACCCUCAUUGUCCUGUUUGCCACCGGAACAAUCUAAUUAUCUUCAAACAAUCGCAAAAAGCACUUAACUUUAAUCUCUAUCUUGUUGGAUCUUUUCAUAAACAUCUUAAAUUACCCUAACCAGACUUUUUUCAUCAAAUAGAAAAAAAAUUAAUUAUUUUAAAACUGUUUGAAUAUAUAAGUUACCAUAGAAAUCUUAUAUCACACCUUGUCCACUAUCUGGUGCUGUGGUCGUCUUCACUUUAUUAUUAUUUUCAUUUAUUAGAUUUAUUUCAUGUUGUGUUUGAAGCUUGCUCAUGAUCUUAAUUUGAACCAGUUUAAUGCAAACACAUUUUCUUUUUUUAUUCUUCAAAUGCCCCUGGUCCCCCAAUCCUGCUGAAUAAUUUCAUUUGUGCAUGCAAGCCAUUCCUGUUGUCUUGGGCAGUGCUUACUGAACAGAAGGCCAGGGAAACAUUUGCAUUGUUGCGAUAUAAGAUACUUUAAAAACAUGUUAACAAAAAUUAAUAUAUGUUAGGCAACUGCUUUAAGAAGAUGAUUUUGCCCAAAAUACAGCUGGUUUUAUUUACAUAAACAACUUCUGUUCAUAACAUUGGCAGUAGUUCAGGUCCAUUCUAUGCAUUUUUACUCUGCCUUAAUUUAAAGCUUUAUAUUACAUUGGAUGUCUAACUAUGUUGUCAUUUAAACCAAAUUUUUGAUUCACAAACUUUAUGAUAAACCAUAGUUGUUUUAAAGUGCCCAGGACCUAUGAUUGCUCUUAUUUGUUCUUCUUUAUGAUGUCACAAUGAUUCACAUCUAUAAUGUUUGUUCAUACAAUGUGCAUUUUAUCUUUGUGUAUUUUUGAUUAAAUAUAGUGCAAUAUGGUACAUAUGG